This is a messenger RNA of Symbiodinium natans, 2367 nucleotides long. Lineage: Eukaryota; Dinophyceae; Suessiales; Symbiodiniaceae. The record is from the annotation of a GenBank genome assembly.
AUGCAGGAGUUGAAGGACUCCGACCUGGAGUUGGUAGAGGGCAACGGGCAGAAGUACGUCGCCCACUACCGAGAGAAGGCGUCCGGGGAUCUGGCACCUGGCUGGGUUAUCAGCAAGGGGCUGAAAGGCAAAAGCCUGCUCAUCAACACCAAAGAGGCUCGGUCCCCACCAUGCCUUGGCUGGAAGGCCAUCCUAGAGGAUGGGAGUUUCCAGGAAGACCCUGGCGGCUUUCUCCACAAGCAGGUGGGCCUCGGCCAGGGGAUCGGCCUGAGAGAGGUGCCCCGACCACAGCUGCCUGUUGCUGAAGGUCAACCGGCCGCAGCCGGCAUGCCUGCGUCGCGGGCUGUGGACGCGAAGGCGGCGCGAAAGUCACUGGAGCGUCUCGACCUCACGCAGCUCCGAGGCCACCUCAGCUGCCCGGACCCUUGCGUUGCGGAAUACUUCGGUCACUUUGUGGUUCUGGCUCACCUCGAGCACCUCGCGGACAUCAGCAGCAUCAAGCGACGCCGGGAGAGGAGUAGUGCCGACCAGCUCGUGCGGUGGGGCUAUGCGCUGAAUGGGAUGAAGGUCCUCAGCACCUUCGGCCGUAAGGAGGCCGGCGGCAAGAAUCGGAUCCUCCCCGGUUGGGAGGACGUCGGCUUGGAGAUGGCAGCCAUGCAGCUGCCCAUGGGCGGCGUGGACCUGGACCGGAUGCGUCUCCGCAGGGGCGACUCCGUGACCAUCUCAUUGACCGACCCGCUGCAGGAUCGACUCGCUGAAGGGACCAUCAGUGACAUGCGGCCAGGCACGCUCAUCGUGCAAAUCCGAGGGAACUUCCCCGAGGACUGCCAAAAGAAGCUGUGGAGAGUUGACAAGUCCGCCAAUGCCACGGUGUACGAGCGGCAGAUGUGGGCGUUGCUGAGCCUCAACCAUGCGGCGAAGAUCCAGCCAACCGUUGAACUGAUGACGGCCGCACCUGUCGGCCUCGCCGACCGCUGGGCCUUGCGGUGGCAGCGAGCCACACAGGCGCCGGCGGAGGCGCCGAAGAAAGGGCGCCAACAGAAGAGAAGCAGGUCUCGGUCCACUCGCAAGCGAAAGCGGCGGAAAGCCAGGUCUCCUUCAAGCAGCGAGGCCAAAGGCAAGGCGGAAGAGUCCGACUCCUCAGAGCAGCGACAGAAAAUCAAGCGCAAGAAGCGCUGUGUGGAGCUUGCGGAUGGGGAUGUCGUGGAAGAUCACCGCGAAGAUCGCCUGCUUGAGGCCAAGAAGCAGGUUGGCGAGGCGGAGGAGAUGAACGAGUCGCAGAGGACUGCCUUGCAGGCCGCACUCAGUCGCACCUGCACGGUCAUACAGGGCCCACCAGGCACCGGGAAGACCAGUGUCUCGGUUCAAAUUCUGCACUUCUGGACAAAGAUUCUGGGAAUGACCCCUGUCAUGGCAACCUCGGACAGCAACGUGGCCGUGGACAACAUCUGCGAGGGCCUGCGGAAUCGGGGCGUCAAGGCUGUUCGCGUGGGCCGGCCCGAGAAGGUUCGCAGCGUCAUCGAAGACAUGACGCUGGAGGCGGAGGUGAAACGCUUGAAGGAUCAGGAGGCUGUGGAUCGUUCGGCCAAGGGAGACUCCUCCGCGGAGGACAAUGCUCAGAGAGCUGCGCAGGGAGGUAAAGGCAAGCCUGGAGGCAAGUUUGGCGGAAAGUUCGGCAUGAAAGGAGGUUUCGCUCCUGGCGAGGACGUUGGGGAGGCUGCGGCGCGCCACUUCGAAGACCGUCGGGCGCAGAACCGCCAGGAUUUCGAGCUUCAAAUGAAGAUCCUGCGCGAGGCAGAUGUGAUCUGCACCACCACCAUCGCGGCAGGCAUGGACUUUUUGGCCCGCCUCUCCUCAUUCGAGGGCAUCCUCGUCGAUGAAGUCGCCCAGGCCACCGAGCUGUCCACCUCAGUUCCGGUGAUCCUCCGGGGAGCCAAUCGACUGGUGCUUGUUGGGGACCACUGUCAGCUGCCGCCGGCCGUGCUCUCCCCGGAGGCAGAGGUCCGCGGGCUGUCCGUUUCUGUUUACUCGCGCCUCAUCCAGGCCGGUGGCCUGCAGCCCUUCCUGCUGGACACGCAAUAUCGAUCUCAUCCCAAGCUCGCAGAGUUUUCCAGCAAGGCCUUCUACGAUGGCCUCCUCAAAAGUGGCAUCCAGGAAGAAAAACGAGUCGCUCCUCAGGGUGUGCCUUGGCCCAACGCGAAGUGUCCCAUAGCCUUCGUUAACGUGGACGCCCAGGAGGAGCUGGAGGGCGACUCGAAGGCCAACACAGUGGAAGCUCAACUCGUGGCCAGCGUUGUGGGCAAGGUCCUCGGAUAUGGCGAACUCUCCGUUGGCCAGGUCGGCGUGGUGACCCCCUACGUGGCCCAG